AUGCCGCGCGAUCCCUUGAUUGGUCUCGUAGGCAAACCCUCAUCGGGGAAGUCGACCACGCUGAAUAGUUUGACGGAUGCCACGUCCAAAGUCGGUCCCUUCACGACCAUCGACCCGCAACGCGCCAUCGGCUACCUCCAGAUCUCGUGCGCGUGCGCGCGGCACAACCUCACGGAGCGGUGCAAACCGAAUUACGGCUCGUGCGUCGAUGGGCGGAGGAGCGUGCCGAUCGAGUUGCUGGAUGUGGCGGGGUUGGUGCCUGGGGCGCAUAUGGGGAAGGGGUUGGGGAAUCGGUUCCUGGAUGAUUUGAGGCAUGCGGAUGCGUUGGUGCAUGUGGUGGAUGUUAGUGGGACGACGGAUGCGGAGGGCAAGGCGACGAGAGGGUAUGAUCCGAGUCAGGAUAUCGUGUGGUUGAGGUCCGAGAUUGUGAGAUGGAUACAGGGGAAUCUCAUGGAGAAGUGGGGCUCAAUAAAACGCCGGCACGUCGCCGUCAAAGCAACAGCAGUAGAAACCCUGCAAGCGCAAUUUUCAGGCUACGGCUCCACCACCGCCACCGUAGCCCGCACCCUGGACCGCCUCGCCCUCAAAGAGCCCCUCCAAGACUGGACCGACGCCACCAUCGAGAAGGUCGUCAACGCAUUCACCGACGAGAAAUUCCCCACCGUCAUCGCGCUCAACAAAAUCGACCACCCGGACGCCGACAAGAACAUCGCCAAGAUCGCAAAACUGCACGACCCCAAAUCCAUCGUCCUCACCUCCGCCAUCUCCGAGGUGUUUCUGAGAAAAUUGGCGAAACAGGGGUACGUCAAGUACGUCGAGGGCAGCGAGUUUGUCGACACGUACGAGGAUUUGGUGGAAGCGGGGGAUCCUACGGGCGGAGGUUUGAAACCGCUCGAUGAGAAACUCAAGGCGCGCAUCGAGAAUCUGAAGGAUAUGGUGCUGUAUCGGUUCGGGUCCACGGGGGUUGUGCAGGUGCUGGCGCGCGCGGCCGAGUUGCUGGGUCUCGUGCCCGUGUUUCCUGUCAGGAAUAUCCACAGUUUUACGAGCGGGAGUGCGAGUUCCACGGCUGUUUUUAGGGAUUGCGUGCUUGUUAAGAGGGGCACGACCGUGGGCGAGGUGUAUAGGAAGGUUAUGGGGGAUGCGCCGUUGGCGUAUGUGGAGACGGAGGGGGGGAGGAGGGUGGGUGAGGAGGAUACGGUUGAGGUUGGGAGGAAUGAUAUUUUGUCGUUUAAGGUGGGCAGGGCUUGA
Messenger RNA from Westerdykella ornata, 1248 nucleotides. RefSeq names its product GTP-binding protein-like protein. Gene Ontology annotation, molecular function: GTP binding; ATP hydrolysis activity. Lineage: Eukaryota; Fungi; Ascomycota; Dothideomycetes; Pleosporales; Sporormiaceae. The transcript is spliced from 7 exons. The coding region runs from base 1 to 1248 and encodes 415 amino acids. Gene Ontology annotation, cellular component: cytoplasm. The record is from RefSeq and is a predicted model, not a curated record.